Molecule: messenger RNA, 540 nt
Organism: Lindgomyces ingoldianus
Lineage: Eukaryota; Fungi; Ascomycota; Dothideomycetes; Pleosporales; Lindgomycetaceae
Exons: 3
Coding region: 1-540 (179 amino acids)
Source: RefSeq, a predicted model, not a curated record
AUGUGGUGCGUGGGUCAUGUGCCCUUCACCCCCGUGAAUAGAGACCCGUUCAUCCCCUCUUCUUCGGAGGGAAACAUGCUAUGGACGUGCGAGAAUACAGAUAUUUGCACUCUUCAUCCACACGCGAGACUCCAGACUCCAGCGGAGCAAUUCACCUUCUGGGCUGUAUAUGGGCCAACUAUUGGCUCUAUAGACAGAGAAAAGCGCAAGAUCCAUAGGCGCCUAAUAAAUGCAGCGUUCAAUCUAGCCAUCAACCCAUCCGUCUGGGACAAGAAAAUCCUAGGCAGAUGCAAUGGGAUGUUCCUCAACCGCUAUCCCCAAUGGAGCGAUAAAAACGACACAGCCCUGGUACCGGAUUUCCAUAAGCUCGACUUUAAGAGAGCUCUACUGCUAGCCGUAAUGCAGUCAGGUAUCCUUUUUAUGACGCUUAAGGUGGUGCUGAGAAAUGCGCCGUUGAAAUGUUUUGGGAGGCGAACGGUGCAUUCGAGGAACGAACGAGUCUUGGUUGGUCGUGAGCGGCAAUUCGUGGUCGACAAGUGA